AACUAGUUUGAAGUCCGCGACUUCCCUCCCGACCUAUCUCCAAUCUCCAAUCCCUCUGCCGGAAUUCAAUUUCUUCGAAUUCACACUCCAAGUCCAAUCCCCACUCUUUUUACCCCACAACUCUUCGAAAUUCUAGUUACGCCCCACAAUUAGAACAGGUAUUCCAUUCCCAUUUCGCUCCCAUUGACGUCAAUCGAUCGUCACCGCUCUUGGGGCCCGAAUUUCAACUUCUUUGAGGUUUUGGGACCGUGCUGUCCUAAAAUUGGGUCAAAUUUUGCGAAUUUAUCUGUUUUGGAGGGUACCAGUAGGUACAAGUUCAAGUUCUCGAUGAAAUUGAUCGAAUUUCCGACGUGGGUUUGCUGAAUUGAUCGGGUUUGACGUGGGUUUGCUAGGGUUUUAGCGAAAGUCUUGGUUUUGAGGAGCGGUGAUGGACUACGAACUCUCAGAUAGCAGUGGAACGGAUGAUGACCUUCCGCCGUCUCAUCAAAAUAGGUUUCAAAGAGGUGGCCGAACUUCUGGGAAUGGAAGGUCAGCAGCCGUCGGUUCUGCUCCAUUAUCUAGGAUGCAUGGUGACAUGGAAAUCCAGAUUCACCGCAUUGAGCAAGAAGCAUACUGUUCAGUUCUAAGGGCGUUUAGUGCUCAAUCUGAUGCCCUCACCUGGGAUAAGGAAACUUUAAUUACGGAACUUAGAAAGGAGCUGAGAGUAUCUGAUGAGGAACACAGAGAACUUUUGUCCAGGGUCAAUGCCGAUGACAUGAUCCAGAGAUUAAGGGAAUGGAGAAAAACAAGUGGGGUUCAACAUGGUACACUUAAUGCUGCUCAGCCUGUUCAUGACCCCCUACCUAGUCCAACUGUUUCAGCAUCACGCAAGAAACAGAAAACAUCACAGUCCUUAUCCCUUGGUGCUCCAACUCCUGCAUUGCCUCCAUCCAUGCAACAAUCCUCUGCAGCUUUGAGACGAGGUCCUCCUCCAGGACCUCGGAACAAGAAACCAAAAUCUUCCUCACAGUACCCUUCCGCAAAUAUUCCUGGAAGGCCCCAAGCCACUAAUCGAGGUCCCGCCGGUGCCUUUGUGGAAAAUGAGCCUGCUGAGGGUGAAACUGAUGAUCCGUUAGUAGGAAGAAAAGUUUGGACAAGGUGGCCUGAAGACAAUCACUUCUAUGAGGCUGUUAUAACUAAUUUCAACCGUGCUGAGGGGCUACAUGCUCUGGUUUAUGAUAUUGGUACAGUGGAUGAGACAUGGGAAUGGGUCAAUCUAAAAGAGAUAUCUCCUGAAGAUAUUCGGUGGGAAGCUGAUGGUCCUGGGAUUUCUCGUAAAGGCAGUCGACCCGGACCUGGACCUGGCCGAGGGAAUAAAAAGUCCACGGCACGUGGUGGUGCAGUUUCAGGUGCAGGAAGAGGUAGAGGGACUGCAAAGGGUUCCAAGAAGGAUUUGCCUCCGCAACUAAAUGGCAUUGGCAGGAAGGCAAUGAGCGAUAUUGAAAUACUUCAUACAGACUCGUUGAUUAAAGAGGUGGAAAAGGUUUUCAGAGCCAGCCAUCCUGACCCCAUGGAGAUUGAGAAAGCCAAGAAAGUUCUCAAAGAGCAUGAACAGGCACUGGUCGAUGCAAUUGCAAGACUCGAAGAUGCAUCUGACGUUGAAAGCGAUGAACAUACAUUCUCCCAAAGACAAUCACUAGACCAAGAACGAGGAUGGAGAAAACGGCAGUAUGACGAAAUGGCUGAAGGUCGGGCAGUUGAUGGUUCAAAUGGCAACAAAAUGACCAGGGACGGCAGAAUUGCAUCCGAUGAUCAACGUUUUGAGAGCGACGACAUAUGAUAUAUGCCUGCUUGUAGUAUUUGUGCCAUAUUCGGAUUUGAUGUCGAAUCAAGUGAACGAUUAGUGUAAGCGUUAGGCUUCGUUUCAGUUUUAGUUUAACCUUAAUUAUGUUUUCGGGGUUGUACUGGAUGACACUUGACUCUAAAGAUUGAUUUAACGACUC
This is a messenger RNA of Pyrus x bretschneideri (Chinese white pear), 1982 nucleotides long. Its product is annotated as protein EMSY-LIKE 3. Lineage: Eukaryota; Viridiplantae; Streptophyta; Magnoliopsida; Rosales; Rosaceae. Bases 428 to 1819 code for a protein of 463 amino acids. The transcript is spliced from 10 exons. Gene Ontology annotation, biological process: defense response to fungus. Gene Ontology annotation, cellular component: nucleus. The record is from RefSeq and is a predicted model, not a curated record.